This is a messenger RNA of Fragaria vesca subsp. vesca, 1991 nucleotides long. Its product is annotated as E3 ubiquitin-protein ligase RING1-like. Gene Ontology annotation, biological process: protein ubiquitination. The coding region runs from base 137 to 1294 and encodes 385 amino acids. The transcript has a single exon. Gene Ontology annotation, cellular component: cytoplasm. Lineage: Eukaryota; Viridiplantae; Streptophyta; Magnoliopsida; Rosales; Rosaceae. Gene Ontology annotation, molecular function: ubiquitin protein ligase activity. The record is from RefSeq and is a predicted model, not a curated record.
CUCUCCGUGUCAAAAUUACCAAACAGUCCUCACGGUUCUUGAUCAUCUUUUCGAUUUCAAAUUCAAAAUUUGUUUAGCUCGAUUCAGUGUUGAUUGAUUGAUUGAUUGAGAGAGAGAGAGGAUUUGAUCGCGUUCCAUGUCCGCAACGACGUCAUGUUGCUGGUGCUACAGAUGUAGCAGGUUCGUUAGGGUUCUGAGCGCCGCCGCCGACUUACCGGUGGUGUGUCCUGACUGCGGCAGCGGCUUCGUCGAGGAGAUCGGCAACCCGGCCCGCUCCGCCGUCCACGUCGAUUCGCACCCUAGAGCCACUCCGGCUCCGGCUUCGAUGUACAUGACCGGCGCCAACCACCUCUCCGGCUCCAAUCCUCGCAGAAACAACGGCGGUGACCGAUCGGCGGCGCCUAAUCCGGUGAUUGUGAUGCGCGGCGGAGCUGAGGCGGCGGCGAACGAGGAGGGGAGAGGAUUCGGGCUCUUCUACGACGACGGAUCCGGGUCGGGUCUGCGGCCGUUACCGAACAACAUGUCGGAGUUUCUCCUCGGGGCCGGGUUCGACCGCCUCUUGAAUCAGCUCUCGCAGAUGGAUUUGAACGGAAUCGGGAGGUUUGACCAGCGACCGGCGGCGAAGUCGGCGGUGGAGUCGCUGCCGACGAUCGAGCUCAAGGACUCGCACGUCGCCGACGAGUCUCACUGCGCUGUGUGCAAAGAGGCCUUCGAAUUGGGAAACGAAGCUCGGGAGAUGCCUUGCAAGCACAUAUACCACUCCGAUUGCAUCCUGCCGUGGCUUGCGCAGCGGAACUCGUGUCCGGUGUGCCGGUUCGAGCUUCCGACGGACUCUCCGGCGGCGGCGAACCCGGCUGUGGCGGCGAGCGAGGAAGAGAACGCCGCGCUGACGAUAUGGAGGCUGCCGGGAGGCGGAUUCGCGGUGGGGAGAGUCGCCGGCGGGAGAAGAGCUGGCGGCGAUAGGGAGCUGCCGGUUGUGUACACGGAAGUGGACGGCGGGUUUAACGGCGGUGCACCGAGGAGGGUUAUGUGGUCGAGGAACGGUGGGAGAAGAAGACAGAGAGGUGGAGUUGGCCGGUUUGUGAGAAGCAUAUUCACUUGUUUUAACGGUGGCAGGGCAGUUGUGCCUAGGUCGUCUUCUGCUCCGGUGGCGCCGAGUUCAGUGCCGGAAACGAGGCCUGCGCCGGUGAACGAUAGGAGGGCGAGGUCGUCGAAUUCAGAGAGGCCAAGUUCCACGCCGCAGACGCCCAGAACUUGGUCUAUGGAGGUUAACAAUGGGGUUGUCACAUGGUAAAAAGUUUGGCAUACAAAAGAAUUGGAUUUUGGUUCAUACAAAAGAAUUGUUUGGUUCUGAAUUCAUUCACUGUAAAGAUUGAUGGAAAGAAUGGAUUCAAGUUGCUCUCGUCUCGAGCACAUGAAUUUGUCACACUGGAAAUUCUGCUUGAACUUGAGACUCCCAUUUGAGCUCGGAAUGAUCAGGAAGAGAAGAAGAAGAAGCAGAGAGCUCAGCUGAAGCAUAAUUAAGAGCAGCUCCAGCAAGGUACCUUUACGUUGCUUAUCCUAGAGCCCUCGUCAAGUUUGAUGAACAGAAUUUGAGUUAGAUUACCAGCUUUCAUAUAUUUUUUCGUUUUCUCUUUUAGCUAGAUUUUAUAGCAAUCCAUGAAAUUGUAAUUGAAAUUAGAAGUCAGAUUCAGUUCACUGUCCAUCUUACUCUUCUUGUCAUUGUUUCUCAAAAGAUGGCAAUAAUUCAUCUCGAUUCUAUAGUACAUAGUUUACAAUGCCUCUUGUUCAAUGCUGUUCUACUGAUUGGGAGAUUAGAAUGAUUGAGAAAUAUAUUGAACCCAAUUCACAGCUGCAUUGGUUUUUCCUCUUCUUUUAGUUUGGUUGGUGUGUGUCUUUACCUCUUUUGCAGAACCUAAGCUCCAUUAAACUCCAUAUAGACUGUGAGUCUGUGACAAAGUGAUAUCGGCAAAUUUAAACUACAAAAUGCA